Molecule: messenger RNA, 5646 nt
Organism: Electrophorus electricus (electric eel)
Lineage: Eukaryota; Metazoa; Chordata; Actinopteri; Gymnotiformes; Gymnotidae
Source: RefSeq, a predicted model, not a curated record
UCUCUUUGAAAAUUAGAAUAUUAAAGAAUAUUAGAAUAUUAAAUGUCAUGCCCUAAAGCAGUUGUGACAGUGAAAAAAACGUGAGAGGAUCAUCGGAGAUGUUACCCCUGAAAGCAAAUCCAGGAUUAGUGUAAUUAGAAUGAGGAAAAACCUUGAGAGGAACCAAGACCCAAAGGGGGGGCCAAUCCUCCUCUGGCAGAUUGUGGAAGGUGUAAAUGGUUAAUCAUGAUAAACACUAUGAAUAAGUAUUAAGUAUCGAUUAGUAAGUAUUAGUAACUGAUUGAUAAUUAUAUGUGCUGCGUAACUAUUUAGAAUCGUAUGUCAUUUAUAUGUAUAGUUUACAUCACUGUUGGAGAACAAGGCCGGUUAAAAUUUCAAAGUCAGCCUCAUCCCUCUGCUCUGGUGCCUUGAACAAAUUAUGUUAACGAAAUUAUGUUAGGAUACUUCCUCCAUGCUCAAAAUCCUAUGUAAGACAGGUGGUUUUGACAAGGAUGGGUCUUGCUUGGUUGGUUUGGGACUACUUCAGGUUUAUCCAUGACUUUUAUUUUCUUUUUGUUUCUGUUAUUGAAGUUUGCAUUGACUUCUGUUUCGCAAUGAACCAGAAAUAUAGUUUGGGAACUACUUUUAUGUGCUGAAUUCAGUCCUGAGAGAUGAUAUUAUCCACCAGUUGUCAUCAUUAUAUACCUGUCUUAGCAUCCUCAGGGCAGAAAACCACAUAGACAAAAUAUACAGCAUUACCUUAAUACCUCCAAGCCCUAAUUGUUAUGUUGAUGACUGAAAUUCUGCUUCACACUCUGAGAACAGCAUCUCUAGGGUGCAGCUGUGUGUCUGUGAAGAUUAACAUUUGUGAUGGAGCCUCAUAAAUCCAGUGACAGAGAGGGAACCUCUGAUCAAAUUUGUGUUUCUGUGUAAUGUCUCCAGUAUGCAGACUCAGAGAGCAAUGUUUCCAGCACCCAGCGAUGUGUCUAUGAAGAGUGAUAGGUCUAUAGUGGAACCUCCUAAAUUUAGCAAUAGACCUGUUCCCUCUGGUCUAAAGUCAAGUGAAGAGGGGAAUGACCAGCUCCAGAAUCAGUUCACAUGUGCUGUUUGUCAGAAGCUUCUGAAAGAUCCUGUUUCCAUUAUCUGUGGACACAAGUUCUGCAGACAGUGUAUCAACAGCUACUGGGACCAGUCUUCUUCAUCAGGAGCCUUUGGCUGUCCCCAGUGCAGAAAGAGAUCUAGAACCCGUCCUGUUCUACACCCACACAAAACAAUGGAAGAGUCCAUGCAGCAGGACUCUUACCAAACAGCAGAUGAUGUCCUGCACAGAGUCUUACACACACACAAAACCAGUAUGAAGAACAAGUAUGAGAGCUUAUUUGAGGGAAUCAAAUCACAAGACAGUAAAACUCUCUUGAACAGAAUUUACACACAGCUCUACAUCAUAGAGGGAGAAAGUGCAGGCAUAAAUGAAGAACAUGAAGUUUUACAGAAAAUACCCAAAACACAACCCACACAAAAUGCUCCAGUCAGUUGGAACAAGUACCAGAGUCUAUAUGAGGGAAUUGAGACACAAGAGGAUAAAAUUCUCCUGGACAGAGUUUACACACAGAUCUCGAUUAUGGAGGGAGAGAGUAAAAGGCUAAAUGAAGAACAUGAGGUUUUACAGAUGGUUAAAACACACAGGAAACGACCCUUAAAUGAUGCUCAAAUAAGUUGCAAUGACAUUUUUCAGUCCUCAGUAAGACCAGGAUUUGAAGAAAGAGAAGACAAAGAAGAUAAACUAAAAACUGUCCUUACUAAAGGAAUUGCUGGCAUUGGCAAAACUGUCUCUGUGCAGAAAUUCAUUCUAGACUGGGCUGAGGGAAAAGCCAAUCAGGAUGUAAAUUUCAUGUUUGUGCUUCCAUUCCGGGAGCUGAACUUGAUUAAAGAUGAGCAGUACAGUUUUCAAAUGCUUCUUUGUGACUUCCAUCCUGAGAUCAAAGAUCUGAACUCAAAAAUAUAUGAUUCACACAAAAUUGUGUUCAUAUUUGAUGGCCUGGAUGAAAACAGAAUUCCACUGAACUUUUUUGAAUAUGAGAAAAUAUCAGACAUAACCAUGACAUCAUCAGUAAGUGUAUUAAUAGCAAACCUCAUCAAAGGAGAGCUGCUUCCCUCUGCUCUCAUCUGGAUAACCUCCCGACCAGCAGCAGCCAAUCAAAUUCCCCUUCAGUACAUCGACCGUGUGACAGAAAUUCAGGGAUUUAAUGACCCACAGAAGGAGGAGUACUUCAGGAAGAAAGUAUGUGAUCAAGCUCAGGCCAGUAAAAUCAUCUCACACAUUAAGAGCACAAAGAGUCUCCAUAUCAUGUGCCACAUACCAGUCUUCUGUUGGAUGUCAGCCGUUGUGCUUCAGCAAUUCCUGGAAUGCUGUAUCAAUGCAGAAAUUCCUAAAACUCUGACUGAGAUGUACAUACAUUUUUUACUUAUUCAGAUAAACAAGAAAAAAUGGAAAUACAGGAAAAGUACAGAACGAGAUGGAAAAACACUUCUAGAGAACAACAGAGACAUGAUUCUGAAACUGGCUGAACUGGCAUUCAAACAGCUAAUAAAAGGAAACAUCAUGUUCUAUGAAGAGGACCUGAGAGAGUGUGGCAUUGAUGUCACUGAGGCCUCAGUGUACUCUGGGAUUUGCACUGAGAUCUUUAAGGAGGAAUCUGUGCUUUACCAGAAGAAGGUCUACUGCUUUGUGCAUCUCAGCUUCCAGGAGUUCCUGGCUGCUUUGUAUGUGUUUCAUUGCUUUGUGAGCAAGAACAUGGAAGUACUGAACUUUUUUAAACCACUGUACAAAGAAUGGCCUGAAAAUGUUCCAAUGGAAGAGCUGUUAAAAAGAGCAGUGAAUAAAGCUUUAGAAAGUAAGGAUGGACACCUAGAUCUUUUCCUCCGUUUUCUGCUGGGCAUCUCACUGGAGUCCAAUCAGAGACUCCUACAAGGCCUACUGACACACACAGAGCGCAGCUCAGAAAGCAUCGACAAAAUGAUAACAUACAUACAGAAGCAAAUCAAAGGUGAAGAUGAGAUGGCAAUGGAGGAGAUGACAGUGAUGAUAAGGAUCAUAAAGAUGAUGAUGGAAAAAAUUAGACAAAGAAUGCACCUCCCUACAGACCGAUCCAUCAAUCUGUUUCUCUGUCUAACUGAAAUGAGAGACCAGUCUCUCUCUAGAGAGAUUCAGGAGUAUCUACAAUCAGAGAAACACAGAGAAACUGCGCUCUCACCUGGACAGUGUUCAGCACUAGCCUGUAUGCUUCUGAUAGCAGACGAGGUGCAGGAUGAGUUAAACCUGAAGAAGUACAACACAUCAGAGGAGGGUUAUAGGAGACUUAUUCCAGCUAUUACAAAAUGCAGGAAGGCUCUACUAGCUGGCUGUAGACUAACCAUGAACAGUUGUGAAACAAUGGCAUCAGCCCUACAAUCAGCAAAUUCCUCACUGAAAGAACUGGAUCUUACUAACAAUGGCCUGAAAGAUUCAGGUGUAAAGCUUCUAUCUGCUGGACUGAACAGUUCACACUGUAAAUUGGAGAUACUCAGACUGGCUGCCUGUAAUCUCACAACAAACUCCUGCGAAAUGAUCAGCUCUAGUCUUCAAUCAGCAAACUCCUGCCUAACGGAGUUGGACAUUAGUUACAAUGGCCUGCGAGAUUCAGGAGUAGAGCUACUCUCUGAUGGACUGAACUGUUCACACUGCAAACUGGAGAUACUCAGACUAGCGGGCUGUAAUCUCACUAUGAAAUCCUGUGAAACUGCCUGCUUCACUCUGAACUCAGCAAAUUCUUCCCUAAAAGAAUUAGACUUUAGUAACAAUGACAUACAGGACUCAGGAGUGGAGCAGCUCUCUGCUGGGCUGAAGAGUUUACACUGUAAACUGCAGAUACUCAGAUUGGCUAGCUGUAGCCUCACAGCGAGCUCCUGUGAAACACUCUGUGCAACUCUGAAAUCAGCAGACUCUUCCUUGAAAGAAGUGGACCUCAGUCACAAUGAUCUGCGGGACUCGGGAGUGAAGCAUCUUUCUGAUGGGCUGAGCAGUUCACAGUGUAAACUGGAGAUCUUCAGACUGUGUGGUUGCUUGAUCUCAGAGGAAGGCUUUUCUGCACUGGCUUCAGUUCUCAGCUUAAACCCCUCACACUUGAAAGAACUACAUCUGACCAACAACAAUCCUGGAGAAACAGGAGUGAAAUUGUUUUCUGCUGCACUUACGAUUCCACACUGUAAACUCGAGCUGCUCGGGUUAGCUUACUGCAGUCUCUCUGUGAAUUCUAUCCAAAUGCUUUCAUCAGCUCUGCAAUCAGCACACUCACCUCUGAGGGGACUGGACCUCAGUAACAAUGACUUGCAUGAUUCAGGAGUGGAGCUGCUCUGUGCUGGGCUGGAGAGCUCACGUUGUAAAUUGGAAAUAGUCAAACUGUCUGGUUGUUUGGUCACAGAGGAAGGAUGUUCUUAUCUGGCUUCAGCUCUGAGUUCAAACCCCUCACACCUGAAAGAACUGGAUCUGACCUACAAUAAUCCAGGGGAUACAGGAGUGAAUGUGCUCUCUGCUAGGCUAGAGGAUCCACACUGCAAACUGGAGACACUCAAGGUGGCACAUGGGGGGAAGAUCAGGAUCAGACCAGGCCUAAGUAAAUAUGCGUGUGAGCUCACACUGGACCCAAACACAGUACACAUAGAUCUCUCUCUUUCUGAGGGGAACAGAAAAGCAACAAGUGUGCGAGAGCAGCAGCCGUAUCCUGAUCAUCCAGAGAGGUUUGACGUCUGGUUGCAGGUGCUGUGCAGAGAGAGUCUGUCUGGACGCUGUUACUGGGAGGCUGAGUAUUCUGGGAGGGGGGCUGCAAUAGCUGUGACAUAUAAAGGAAUCAGCAGGAAAGGAGGUGGUGAUGACUGUAGGUUUGGAUACAAUGAAAAGUCCUGGAGGAUAUACUGCACCAAUAACACUUACUCUGUUUGGCACAAUAAGAAGAUCACAGACAUACCUUCCCCCAGAUCCAGCACCAAUAGAAUAGGAGUCUACCUGGACUGGCCUGCUGGCAUCCUCUCCUUCUACAUCAUCUCCUCUGACUCACACACACUGACACACGUGCACACAUUUCACACAACGUUCACUGAGCCCCUCUAUGGAGGAUUUUGGGUUGGUUUUGAUUCAUCAGUGUGGGUGUCUCAGAUAGAAUAGUCUCCUAUGUCAUGGAGUAAUAUGCGAUGUCUUCAGGUCUUUUUGGCUCAUGUUCAUGUUACACAGUUACCAAGUUUUCAAAUGUACAUUUCUUUUUUGUAUUAUUUUUUUAUUAUAAAUGUCUUGUAAUAUGUAAGACCACAAAUAAUUUUUUCCUUUCUAUAUUAGUUUAAAACAUUUUUUGUGGGGUGGUAUGUCUAGUAGCCAUAUGUAUAGAGUACAUGAGGCUUUGGUUGGGAGUGGUGUAGUUGAUUGAUUCCUCCCAUUUACUGAUGAUGUGUGAGAGUAUUCAGACUGUGCUGUGUGACUGGUUUCCAUUAGAAUUCUCUGUUGCUGCUUUUGAUACAGAGCAAAGUGCUGGGUAAUAUAGACAACAUUUUUAAAUAAUAACUAAAAUAUCACCAAGAACCUCACACAAAUUACUCUCUCUCUCUCUCUCUCUCUCUCUCUCUCUCUCUCUCUCUCUC